Messenger RNA from Auanema sp. JU1783, 2232 nucleotides. NCBI's taxonomy places the organism in Eukaryota, Metazoa, Nematoda, Chromadorea, Rhabditida, Rhabditidae. The record is from the annotation of a GenBank genome assembly.
AUGCUGGCUCACGACUUCUUAAAGAAAGAUGAUAGGAAUUUUGCUCCAACCUCAUCGUCCAAAUCGGCAUCAUACUUUGGGUUUCUAAUUUUAGCUAAGUUGAUGAGAUGUAUAGGUAUAUUUUGCAUAGAUAUACUAGCCAAGAGCGUACAUGUAGUUGGGUUGUUAUGGUUGUUAAAACUGAUCUCCUCCUUGGUGUUGAUGCCGGUUCAAAAGCCGCUGUCUGCUGGAAAAUCCAUAAGAAAACCUUUGAUGAUCCGAGUUGCACGAAUUUCCCUAGUCAAUUGUGCAAUUGAAAUCCUUUGGUUCUACGGUAUUACAUUUUGUGGACCCUUGAGAUCUGUUCUCGUAUUCGAACUGAGUCCAUCCCUACUACUUGUAGCCGUUGCGUCCUUCUUCAAGGGAAACUCAUCCCCUUCUAAAAGCCGAGGUCUAAUGCUUUUGAUCGUUGGGUUUGUGUCAUUGAUGUUACUUGAUCAAGACCAUACCAUAGAGGAGUCACAUAAUAAAACGCAUUCUCAUCACAGUGGACUCAAUCACUUGUUUUACCAUCUCAUUAACUUAUUUGGAGUUGCUGAUCACCAGGGAGGAGUUUUCAUCUUACUAAUUGCUUUACUUCUUCGAAUCGGUUAUGAUACGUCUUUCCGUCAUUUGGCUGUGGAGAUUGGAGGUCCAAAACGUUUAUAUUCACUUGUCACUCUUUUUUCUGCAAUUUUUUUGACUCCGUUAGCUGUGCUUCUUGUCACUAUGGGAGUGAGUUUUGUGACCAGUUAUGUUGAGCUUAUCUUCUACGCUACUCUUGCUGCACUUUUCGUGAUGGUCUUGGAUUUUUACGCCGAAAGUGUUUGUUUCCAACAUGUAGCUGAUCCUGUUUUGGCUUCUGCUCGCUGGUCUCCUAUCACCAUGUUUACUUGUGCCUUAGGUCUAGCGUACAUGUGGUAUAGUGGAGACGUGAUGGGUUCUCAUCCUGUCACUGGUGGUGUCGUAGUAACAGUUGUUUCUUUCAUUUUAGCAUCUAUUUCCUUAACAUCCAACUCUUCGCCUAAGCAUAGAGGAGGCCACUUUGUGGGAAUAUCUGACAGUGGUCAACCAUUGUUCACGUAUGGUGAAGCGUUCUUACAGAAAACUAGUAGAUCGCUUUUGUUAUUCUUUCAGGAAACUUUGAGAGAAAUUUUGAAUAAUUCUGACUCAAGGCGUAUAUUCUAUUUCCUCUGCGUCAACUUAGCUUUCUGCGGUGUCGAGUUUCUUUAUGGUUUCUGGACUAACAGUUUGGGAUUAAUUUCGGACGGUUUUCAUAUGCUUUUUGAUUGUAGUGCUCUGGUUAUGGGAUUAGUGGCUUCGGUUAUGGCUAGAUGGCCAGCAUCUCGGCAUUUCAGUUAUGGUUUUGGACGUGUUGAGAUUUUGUCCGGGUUCAUUAAUGCUCUAUUCCUGUGCGUUAUUGCGGUUUUCAUUCUGAUAGAAGCUCUGGAAAGGUUGUUCGACCCGCCGAAUAUUAAUACUGAUAAACUUCUGUUUGUCGCUGUGUCGGGUCUACUCGUAAAUCUUUUCGGAAUGUAUUCGUUCCAUGGAGGCGAUGAACAUGGACAUCAUCAUGGACACUCUCAUGGCGGUGGCUCACAUGGCCAUUCUCAUGGAAAUGCUAACAUGGAGGGAGUGUUCUUGCAUGUGUUAGCUGAUACUCUUGGAAGUGUAUUUGUUAUUAUUUCAACACUCUUGAUGCAGUGGUUUGGAUGGAAAUGGGUUGAUCCCUUCUGUUCUCUUAUUUUAUCAUUACUCAUCUUGGGAUCUGUUUUACCUCUGCUAAAGUCUAGUGUGAACACUCUUCUACAAGAUAUCCCCGAUGAAGAAGAGUUUGAAACUCAUUUAGCUGAAGUUCUUGACGUUGAUGGGGUAGAGUCUUUCUCUAAUGCACACAUGUGGCAGUUAAAGAGUGACUUGAACGUGGCAACCGUACAUGUACAAGCUCGAAGCGAUGCCAAUGCUCAAAUGAUCAGGCACAAAGUUGCGUCACUUCUUAAGACAGCCGGAGCUCAGCAGGCUACUGUUCAAGUGGAAAAAGAACACUUUAUACAAAGGAUUACUCAAGUUUGCCCUUCUUACAAGCCUGGUCAUAAGGUAACAAGAGGGUCAAUGAUUGUGCGGGAGAAAAAACAUGAUGCUCAUGGACAUGGGCAUUCGCAUAAUGGACAUGGGCAUAGCCACGAUCACAAUGGGCAUGGACACUCUCAUUAA